Triplophysa dalaica is the source of this 5566-nucleotide messenger RNA. RefSeq names its product tetratricopeptide repeat domain 3 (gene ttc3). The record is from RefSeq and is a predicted model, not a curated record. The transcript has 46 exons. Gene Ontology annotation, molecular function: protein binding. NCBI's taxonomy places the organism in Eukaryota, Metazoa, Chordata, Actinopteri, Cypriniformes, Nemacheilidae. Bases 84 to 5306 code for a protein of 1740 amino acids.
UUCAGGUCUUGCAAGAAUAUCCAACGGCAGACAUCAGGAAGCGAACACACAGCUCCGCGAGCAGCUCGAUCUUUUCAAACAGAAUGUUAGACGGCGAGGACUCCGACCUGGACGAAGGGCCAGAUGUCAUAAGACACAAAACCAAAAUCGUCUAUCAGAGCGACUUCCCGUAUAUUCAGAUGGAACCUCCUGAUGUAAUAUAUGAGAGAUGGGCCAAGAUAAAGCCAGAGGUGAAGAAGCAGAUGGGUCACACGAUGCACAUCUCUGUGUUCUGGCGGCACAUUCUCCUGAGACAGCAGGACAAUAAUCCCACCACAAUCUGGGCUGUGGACAUGGGCUUUCUGGACUCAAAUGUUUCAAAUGAUUUGAGCUUGAGAAGGCUUAAGAAGAUAGAAGUGUUAGAGACCAUCCUGGAGGCCAUGGAGAUGGGUCUGUCUCGCAAAGAGAUGGAGAGGAAAGCCCGAGCUGUGGUGUCCAUAAACAUGUCCUUCACCAUGCAUAAACGCUGUCUGACUGAUGCCCUGAGCUGGCUGCAGGACUCUGGAGCGCCAAACAUCGGUGACAAACUCCUUGAGCUGGACUCGUUGGACAUUCGCUAUGGCACGCUCCGCUUCAUCUUCAAUGAAUACGCACGUUAUCUUCAGGUGGUGUCAUGCAGUAAAAAGAAAGCCAUGCAGGGGCUGAGGUGUGAUCCAGACGCCUGGUCUUUACAGAAAAGCGAGGAAAUGAAAAACAAAGGGAAUGACCAGUUUCAGAAAAAGAGAUACGAUAUGGCUAUUAAAUGGUACACCAAAGCCAUCAAAUACCACCCAAUCAAUCACAUACUGUAUGGAAACAGAUCUCUCUGCUUUAUACGCUCCGAAAAAUAUCUGAAAGCUCUUGGUGAUGGAAAGAGAGCGAUUGUACUGCAGCCAGACUGGGCAAAGGGUCAUUACCGCUUCUGUGACGCCCUCUUUUAUCUCGGAGAACACCCCAAAGCUCUGGAAGCAAACAGACUGGCACAGAGCUCCUGCAGCGCAGAUCCGGAGGGAUAUAAAGAUCUUCUGCAGCAGUAUGACAGAUUCCAGACAGAACUUCAGGAGGCCAAAGCUGAGCUUGUGAAGUCUAAGAAGAUAGAAAGCAAAAAGAAUUCUUCUAAAGCGAGAGCGCACAUUCCCAGUGAUUGUUCAUCCCAGCCUGUGAAAUCCUGUCAUCUGUCUGAACCAGCGUCUGAAUCGUCUCUUCUGGAAAAUCUGCAGCGAUCAGAAAAGCAGCACGAGAGCUCAGAAGACUCAGGAGCUCUGGCUGAAGACAGAAGUCACACAAACAGAGAUCUCAAGAGCAACAUGACUCCACGAAAGAGCAAGAAAUCUUCUUUAAACACUCCAGAGAAGCCAGCGGUCCGGAGCAAACAUCCACCGGCACCAGACCGUCAGGAGAACUUGAGUGACGCUGUGAAGAGAGAGCGCUUCUGUGCUGCGGUUCAGGAGGGUCACGAGGCUCUGAAGGAUCAGCGCUGUCGAAACGCACAGCAGUCUUUCUCUCUGGCCGUCAGUAUGCUGGACUCCAACAUCGUCACGGAUCUGGGUUUAUCACAGUUGGAUAAAUGUAUACUCCUAUAUGGAUAUGGUACAGCUCUACUGGAAGUUGGUCAGCCGGAGGAACUGGGUGAAGCCCGGAGGUUAUUCACCAAACUCGAGUCGUCAGAAAGACAGUUUCAGUCACUGGUGCAUUAUGGGAUGGGUAGAGUUUAUCUGAAAGAGAACAGAUUUGCUAAAGCUCUUGAGCACUUUUCUAAUGCGCUGCUAAUAAUUCAGAGACACAUCACACCUGGAAAACUGACCUGGCCAACAACUAGAGUAUUACUGGAGGAAACGCAACCGGCCUUUUUACAGGAACGUCUGGAGAACCUUGUAGACACGUGCACGUUUCCACCUAAACCUGAUGCUGUCUGCUGUCAUUCACACUGUUUGACUCAUUCUCUUCAAAUCUACUUCAGUGAUCCAGACUUUAAGGGUUUUAUUCAGCUGAUCUGCUGUCAGAAGUGCAGAGUUGAGUUUCAUAUGACCUGCUGGAAGAAACUCAAAAGUCUUUCAUUCACAGAUAAGAGCGACAAGGAUUUUCUACAGGAUCAGUGUUUUACUCCCGACUGUGAAGGUCAAAUCUGUCACAUUGUAAUAUUUGGCUCAACGGGGCUCAUAAAGUGUGAGUUUGAAACGCCUAUUCCUAAAACCCGACCGAGCGGGCGAAUGAAAAUUAGACAGCAAUGUACAAGUAUUAAGAAGUUGAAAUCUAAAAACGAUCGAAAGCUUAGACAAAAACAACACAGGCUGGCGGCCCGUGCUGACCAUCUAGAUGAAAAUGACGUUAUAGCUGCAGACGUUCCCGCAAAGAGAGCGACACCCAAACAUUCUUUUAUUGUGGAUCCUGUUUUACAUCAAAUUCAUGAAAACAAAGAACUUUUUAAAGAAGAGUCUGGGAAUAUUUCUUGUGUUCUGGAGCAUCUACAGCCCUGGCUGGAUUUGUAUGACACUAAAGGACAUGAGAGCGUGUUAAAGGGCUUUAGAGAAGAUGUAACGCUGUCAGAGCUGGUGGAUGUUCUGCUGGAGGCCAGUAACCGUGUGUGGGUGCGAGUCUUUAUCGAGACGAUGGACUCGUGGCUUCCUAUAAAUCCCAGAUUACAGCAGUGGGCUCAUCAGCUGGACAGCGCAGGUCUGAAGGCUGCCGAGUCCUUCAUCAGCCGGUAUUCUUCUCACUUACAGCAGCUAGACCUGCAGCCGCUCCUCACGUUUGCUCCCCUGAAGAACGCUCUUCUCAAGACUUUUGACACCAUCCAGGAAUUAUUCAACAGCAAUGAUUUUACUUUAAUGGAAUAUCUAAGACAGGCUCCGGCCAAGGACGCGCGUCUGUUUAUUUGGGCUCUAGAGUCAGGUCGAGAGCGAUACCAGUCCUGUCACUUCAUUCUUGAUCAGUAUUUUGAAGAUGAUGCUGUUUGUUUAGUCAUUAAAAAGAUGGAGGAUGAUGAGAACAUUAAUACCGUAUUUAAGAGUAAAACCAGACAUCGGAAAAAGAAGCAGAAAGAUUCAAAGUCUGUUGUGCUUCUGUCGGGAAUGAGAGGUGGACACUCUAGAGAUGAAGAUGAGGAUGAGGAUCUGUUCUCGGAGGACGACCCUUUUUUGUUCCUGAGUGGUGGCGAUCCAUUCAGUGUUCCCGAUCACCUCCGCGGUCAGCUGGCAGAGUUUGAGGAACAGUACUCGGGAUCUGCACACAGAAGCUAUUAUGACAGAAUUCUGGACAAUAACACAGAUCCCACUAAAGAGAGUUUAUAUGAUUAUUUUGCUCAGAUUCUGGAGGAACACGGUCCUCUCUGUGCGUCGGAUCCGCUGAUGGUCGGCGAGUUGGAAAACUUUCCUUUGGAGGCGCGGCAGAAAAUCACCACGGCUGGGGGACUGGAAGCGUUUCUGCUGGAGUCUCUGCGGUUUGCCAUGACCGAUGAUGUGAUGGGACUGAUGAAACAUGUGGUGUCUCUCACAAACCCUUCUCAAGCCUCACAGAUGUCCCAUCUCAACCCCACCGCUAAAGAAUUCUGGCCUCAAACAGAUGUUUUGAGUGACGACGGGUCUCACGUUCAUGGGGCUUCCUUUGAUAGCAGCGCAGAGUCGCUUCUGUCGUUCCCUGUGACCUCUGAUUCCAUUCUUCUCCCUGAUCUGUACUCUCCCGAGGGUCCAGUUGCAGAUUUCCCCUUAGAAUAUGUGUCUGCGCAGUACACUAGCUCUGCCGCUGGAGAGACGGCUGUGAGUGUGCAGGCUUCUGAUGAGACUAAAGAUGUUUGCAUCAACACGGAGCCCUUAAUUCCCUUCGAGGAGAACAAUGGUGACAUGACGCAGAUGGAAAAGGAGACGCUGUGUCUGUCAGAGAAGGUUGAGCAGAUGAAGGCAGAUGUUGAUGAUGUUCAGCUGAAGAGAGGAGAGCUGAUUUCAUCGCUGCAGGAGGAACUGGAGAAGAUCACACACCGAGCGCAGAUCGCCGCCGCAGAACUUGCCCUGUUCCAGCAGAAACUGGAAGACGAGGUGAAGAAAGACCAGCAAGAGAAAAGAGAAAACCAGGAAACCCUGAAGAUGCUGAAGAUGAACAUCAAAGACCUCACAGAUACACAUGAAACUUUUAACAGAGACAUCCGGCACAGAAAUAAAGAAUACCAGACAGAACUGGAGCGUUGCCUGGACGUCAGUAACCAGUGUGCAGCCGAGCGGAUGAGUCUAGAAGAUGAAAGCAAGCGACACAGAGACGCAUGUGUGAGGGACCAGAGAAGAUCUGUGACGGCUCAGCUGUCAGUCCUUCAGAGUCAAAAAGAUCACGGCCUCCGAUGUCUGCGAGCUCGACUGUUUGAAGGGAUGAGUGUGGUGAAACACAUGACGGAGGCGUCGCACAGUUUCCCCCCUGCUGUGCUGCUGUCAGCCAUGGAUGACUGGAAGAGAUUUGUGUGUGACGUUGAAGACAAAAUCAAGGGCACUGAGAUGGUGUUUGAUUCUCGGAUGAAUGAAGUAAAGAAUGGCACCAGACUGUGUUCACUGUCACCCGUGUCUGUACCGAGCCCCCCUGCACCCCCCCCUGCACCGGGGAUGUUUCCUGCUGCUCUUCAGCAGUCCCACUACACACACAUGCCCCGCCGAACCCCCACACCCACGGGGCGCAGCACACCUCAGCCCUCAGAGAAACAUCCGGAGGAAUCUGCGGUCAGAGCAGCUAACGGCCAGCAGCACCUCACUGUGUAUGAGCGGAUGCUGGAGCGGCUCAACGGGAUGUUUCCUCAUUAUAACAGGCUGGUGUUGAAUAAAUUUAUCCAGGAGGUGCGUUCCGCUAACGGAGGUACUCUUAACCCCUUGACCUAUGAAGAUGUCAUCAACCGAGUUGCGCAGCUGAUCCUGGACCAUCAGGAGAACAUGCGGGAGCACAUGAACUUUGUGGUUGGCGACCUGAGUGACAGGGUCCCUCACAACUCCACUGGGUCUGAAAACUCAGCCAGGGCCUCUGGAACUCCCCCACUGACACAAGUGUGGAGGAACGUGUCGGAAAAACAUCGCAACGCUGCGCUGGCUCUGAACAUGGAGGAUCCGUGUAUCAUCUGUCAUGAGGACAUGAGCGCUGAAGACAUGUGUGUGCUCGAGUGUCGCCACAGUUUCCACAGACAGUGUAUAAAGUCAUGGCUGAAGGAACAGAGCACGUGUCCCACAUGCCGAGAACAUGCGCUGUUACCAGAAGAUUUUCCCGUCCUUCCUGGGAAACAUCGCAAGAGUCACGUGUCUGCAGCCGCACACACCUCAUGAAACCUUAAUAGUCCCACUGUAGGUCUAUUUCACUUUCUCUUCAAUUCCAUCAAAUCAUCUGUUCUUGAACAUGCAUAUAACAUGUUCUGUUUUUACAUUGAGUGCAGCUGUGGACCAAUCGAUUAUUUUCAUUCCAGUCACACUAAUAAAGUUCCAUCACCUCACCUCUAGAGAAAAAGAUUUUAUUUUUCUGCUUUUAACUUUUAUUGCAUUUUGUCUCUACAUUUUACUUCAUUAAAACAUUUAAUUGAAGAAAAAAA